GCCCCGCCCCGCAUUGUCAAAACCCCGUGCUGAAAAAGUUAAAGUGCUUUUAUUAUUUAUUGAGAACAGGACAAAACAAAGCGCUCUUUGUCUCUCACUGACCGUAGGAGAUUCCAGCAUCUGCAAGUUCGUAGACAGCACAGUGGGGCGCGCGGACACAAGAGACAGUUACUUGGACAGAAGAAAGUUACAGUCGACAAAGAUUAUUACUUCUAAAAAGGAAGCCCAGAGCAAUGUGUUGAGAUGGGGGAGGGCAUUACAACACCAUGGAUUCUUCUCACUUUCCUACAGGACCAGAAGUGCAGCAACCAGGAAUAUAAGAAGGAACUGGACACUUUGGAAAAUGAGUUGAAUAAGAAGAGGCCUGUGAUAUCAAACUACUCCAGUCUCUGGAGUAACAAUCAAGAGCAUUUCAGUGAUGGUGAUGAUGGAGAGCUUCAGACAGAUGGGCAUUUUUGUUCUGACAUUAGAAAUAUUUGCAGAGAGAUGCAGCCUGAUGUACAAGGAAAUGCUGUUGAUGUCGGUGCGGCAAGGCAAAUCGCAGCAAAUCUGAUUGAGAUCGCAGAUCAGCUGAACCAAAGUGUGGUUUCACGGGCCUCGGAUAAUUUAGUCAGGAGGAUGCAAACCAGAAUUUCACAAGACUGGACCGGCUUGCUGUCCUCCGAAGUGGAGCGCUUGAUGUGGCAGGGCAUCCCGGGGCUGCAGCAGUUCCCUCAAGAGAAAGUCAUGCUCACCCUCACCAUGGUGCUAGUGCAGAACAUUGGAGUGCAUGCUCCCACUUUGCUGCGCAGCUUUUUCAGUACUGCUGUGCAGUACAUUAACGAAAACCUCCAGAACUUCAUAAGAGAUCAAGGAGGAUGGGGAGGAAUUUAACCAUGGAAAGGGAAUUCAAGCUGUCAGCUUUGGUUAUGUAGCAAACAUUUUCAUAUGACAUGCUUUACCAUGAAAAAAAUAUAAAGGUAAAAUGUCCAGGGACCAUUCUUUGUUUUGCUUCUUUGUAAUUAAAAAAAAAAAGUAAAAAGUGUUAACUUACUUUUGUAAAAUAUAUAUUUUUAAUUGAUGAUUCAGUACAUUAAAUAAUCUUAAUGCACUUAUUUGUGUGAAAAAAUGUAGCAUACACUUUUGUGUUUCCUAAAGUGUUAAGUUGUAGAUGUAGAGUUGUUUAAAAUAUCUGUAAUGUACUUUAUUCUGCAUUUUCUUUUAUCAUAGUAAUAAAUACUCUAGAAUGUU
Messenger RNA from Acipenser ruthenus (sterlet), 1230 nucleotides. RefSeq names its product BH3-interacting domain death agonist-like. The record is from RefSeq and is a predicted model, not a curated record. The transcript has 6 exons. Lineage: Eukaryota; Metazoa; Chordata; Actinopteri; Acipenseriformes; Acipenseridae. The coding region runs from base 244 to 873 and encodes 209 amino acids. Gene Ontology annotation, cellular component: mitochondrion; cytosol; cytoplasm. Gene Ontology annotation, biological process: apoptotic mitochondrial changes; positive regulation of release of cytochrome c from mitochondria; positive regulation of intrinsic apoptotic signaling pathway.